AUGGUUUUCCCUGGAAGUUCUAGAGCCAGGCCCUUCCCCACUUCCUCUCUGAGCCGCCGCCGCGCCCGUUAAGGAACCUGGAGGUGACGGGCGGACAUGGAGCCCUUGGUGGAGUCAGGGGCCGAAGGGGACAGGCAGACGGAGAAGGCGGCCGAGGUGACCCGUCUGGAGAGGAGCGCACGGAGCCCCGCCGGGGACUCCCUCAUCCACUCCGCUGAGGGCUUGGGCCAAGACAUCUUCAAAAUCUGCAAAGAAUACCUGAGGCCGCUGAAGAGAUUCUUGCGGAAGCUGUGUCUGCCCAAAGACCUUCCCUGGGAGAAGCGAGUGAGGUGUAUGAAGAAGAGUCUAGUGGUUCUAGGGAACCACAUCGACACUUUCGUGCAGCAUUACUGCAGAGCGUGGGAAACCAAACACUGGAAAAAGAUGCUUUGGCGUUUCGUCUCACUCUUCUCCGACUUGGAUGCCAAGCAGCUGCGCAGACUCUACAGAUUGAGCAAGAACAACCAGGCCGCCAAGUUUUUGGUGGCAUCCUCCCCUCUGAAGCCAGCCACCUUGGCGGAGCUGGCCGACCCCCUGUCAAAGCUCUACAGUGCCUGGGGCUUGCAGGGGGACAGGAAGGCCAUGCCGGAGGGGCUGACCAAGAAGCAGGCCGGGCCACCAAAGGUCACCCUUUCCAGGGACAAGGGACAUGUCCAGAAGACCCAGAGGGGUAACGGCUCCAUCGGAACUUGCCGAGAAGGCCAAGCCAAGGAAAAGGGCAGCAAAGGAGAAGACCCGGCGGCGAGGAGCCCCGGCUCGGGAUCCAGGCGGGCCCGAGGGCCUGGCUCACCGCCCUCCCGGGCUGCAGCACCUCUCCUUCGCCCUCCUCCCCUCCCACGUCCCCAGACUCCCUCAUCGUCCCAAGUGUUGAUUGUGGGGGUUGGGGAGAAAUGA
Molecule: messenger RNA, 933 nt
Organism: Tachyglossus aculeatus (Australian echidna)
Lineage: Eukaryota; Metazoa; Chordata; Mammalia; Monotremata; Tachyglossidae
Gene: CHCT1
Product: chromosome 17 C17orf64 homolog
Source: RefSeq, a predicted model, not a curated record